GAGAGCAGCAAGAAAUAAAAAGAAACACACACACAAACAGCUGCUUCAUCUCAGAAACUUCGCAAUCAUGAAAGUGACUGCUCUGGUCUGCGUUUCCCUUCUUCUUCUUUGCCUGUCUGCUGUGAUAUCAGCAGAUGGAAUUUCACCUAUCAGUAAGGAUGAGUGUGAAAAGUAUGCAACUUUAAGAUGCACCCGUGAAUACAACCCAGUGUGUGGUGAUGAUGGCAAGACAUACUCAACUGAGUGUAUUCUCUGUAUGGAAAAUAAAAACCGAAACCAGCAAGUGAAGGUGAUGCACAAGGGAAAGUGUUAAAUUCCUCAAGCUCACCACAUAGAGGAAUUCCUCUGCCCUGCAAUAUGGAGACCUGUUCACUAUUUACCAAUCGUAAUAGCUCAACAUUUCUGCAAGAAUCCCCGUCAUAAUCUGUGUAAUUUGGCUAAACUUUAAGUUCCGUUCAUGAACAAUUAAAAGAUUUAAGCAUGA
Molecule: messenger RNA, 484 nt
Organism: Clarias gariepinus (North African catfish)
Lineage: Eukaryota; Metazoa; Chordata; Actinopteri; Siluriformes; Clariidae
Exons: 4
Coding region: 68-313 (81 amino acids)
Molecular function (GO): serine-type endopeptidase inhibitor activity; protein binding
Source: RefSeq, a predicted model, not a curated record